This is a messenger RNA of Drosophila ficusphila, 1173 nucleotides long. RefSeq names its product myosin light chain alkali (gene Mlc1). NCBI's taxonomy places the organism in Eukaryota, Metazoa, Arthropoda, Insecta, Diptera, Drosophilidae. The coding region runs from base 109 to 576 and encodes 155 amino acids. Gene Ontology annotation, cellular component: muscle myosin complex. The record is from RefSeq and is a predicted model, not a curated record. The transcript has 6 exons. Gene Ontology annotation, molecular function: calcium ion binding.
GUUGGCUUUCACCUCAGAAUUACCUUGCCGUACUGCCGCUGACGAAUAACGUUCAGUCGAGACCGAGCUCAUCCGCGAUACAGUUGAUUUUCGCAUCAAACAGACAAAAUGGCUGAUGUCCCAAAGCGUGAAGUUGAAAAUGUGGAGUUCGUCUUCGAGGUUAUGGGCUCCCCCGGCGAGGGCAUCGAUGCCGUCGACCUAGGUGAUGCCCUCCGCGCCCUGAACUUGAACCCCACCUUGGCGCUGAUCGAGAAGAUGGGCGGCACCAAGAAGCGCAACGAGAAGAAGAUCAAGUUGGAUGAGUUCCUGCCCAUCUACUCACAGGUGAAGAAGGAGAAGGAGCAGGGCUGCUACGAGGACUUCAUUGAGUGCUUGAAGCUCUACGACAAGGAGGAGAACGGCACCAUGAUGCUGGCUGAGCUGCAGCACGCCCUGCUGGCGCUUGGUGAGAGCUUGGAUGACGAGCAGGUGGAGACUCUGUUCGCCGACUGCAUGGACCCCGAGGAUGAAGAAGGAUUUAUCCCCUACUCUCAGUUCGUCCAGCGCCUGAUGAGCGAUCCAGUCGUCUUCGACUAAACACAUUCCUCGCCAGAAUGUGUGACAGACCAGAUCAGCUAAAAUAGUUGAAAACAACAGCUUCAAACCAACUACUACAACAACACCAACAAACUUUUAGCGACAACCAUUCUCCAUAGAUGUUAUAUUCAUCGCUAACUCUCUCUAUCUCUCUCUCGUAUAUUAUUUUAAUUAAAAAUUACUUCUGCUACUACAACUGCAAAAUUGAACUUCAAGAUAAUAUUAUUUUUUAAAAAAUAAAAAAAUUUAAAUUAUAAAAUAACGAAAAAAAAACUGAAAAAAGAUUCAACGUUUUUGUGCCCAUUAUUUUGUUAUGAAUUUUUUGUUGGUUCACCCAAAGAGCAAAGCAAUAGUUAAUGAUUAUUUUAUAUGAGACGUAAAUAAACCAAAUAGCAAAUAAAAUAAUGUUUAGGCAAAUUCGACACCCUCGAGAGCCAAAAGAAGAGGCAUUAACCAAGACACAAAUUGUUGUUCUUGUUGCCUUUGAGCCUUCUGAGUUUACCAUGUGAAUGUGUGAAAGAGAAAUAAGUCAAAUGUAUUUAAAUAAACACUAAGAAUAACCGUGCGGCCCAAAAGGUGUUGCACAAUCAAUGAAAA